UGGAUUUCAUCAUUCUUUGGUUGAAUCUCGUUCGGCAAACAGCUCUCUGUAGAGUUUCAAAAUUAUACAAAAUUUCCCAAACUAUUUUUAUACAAAAUUCAAUAAAACAUGUCGUGUAAUAAAUCUUAUGGACCCGGACCUGGAGCUUAUAACCUGCCCAGUACUUUUGGAUACAAUAACUGCGACAAGCGGGUGCAGCGAAGCCCGCAGUUCUCCUUUGGAACGAGUGCAAGAUCUUGCAACAAUGCCUCAAAGGUUGAAGGUCCCGGACCUGCUGCAUAUAAUUUGGGCAAGGUCACGCGAUUUGGAAGGCCUUCUGCUGAGGCGGACCCUGUUUUCCGUGGCCACAGUCGUCGCUAAUUUGUGUAGUCAAAUGUUUUAAGCAUGCAUGGUAUAAAUAUAGUUUCUAAUUUAUUGA
Messenger RNA from Drosophila rhopaloa, 418 nucleotides. RefSeq names its product outer dense fiber protein 3-like protein 2. The record is from RefSeq and is a predicted model, not a curated record. The coding region runs from base 109 to 360 and encodes 83 amino acids. The transcript has 2 exons. Lineage: Eukaryota; Metazoa; Arthropoda; Insecta; Diptera; Drosophilidae.